Mesorhabditis spiculigera is the source of this 1404-nucleotide messenger RNA. The record is from the annotation of a GenBank genome assembly. Lineage: Eukaryota; Metazoa; Nematoda; Chromadorea; Rhabditida; Rhabditidae.
AUGUACAACGCGCUCAACGGGUACCAGAAUGGACAGCAUGCACAGCAACGAGGCCCGAUGCAGCCCGGGCUGGGCUAUCAACAACCCAACAACGCCAUGGUGCCCCAAUUUAACAUGACGAUGCUCAACCAGCCCCCACCCGGCACCUCCUUUAUGCCGCCAACCCUCCCCCAUGAACCGGGGCGCCAAGCGAUGCCCUACGCGCCGACCGGAAAUCAGCAACCCGCGCAGCAGUUUCAGCAGCCCCAAAUCUCGCAGACCGCCAUCCCGCCCCUGAUGUCGAGUUACACGACGACCUCGGCGUAUAGCCUGCCCCCGAACCACGGCCGGGCCGGAUUCUCAAACGACACGGGAAUUAAGCGAAAACUGAGCAUUGAAAGAUCAGAGUCGGAGAAAUCAGGGAAAGUACACGAGGACCGGAAGAGAAGAGGUUCUCGCUCGCCAGAAGACCGGAAACGACGGAGACCACGUCGGUCUCGCUCCCCUACGCCAGUGAAAACCGCGAGAACUGGUCCGGCCGGCGGGUCUGUCACAGCCCUCCUCCAAAAAUCGGAUCGCCAGGAAGAGGAGAUUCGCAGGCUCGGCGCGGAACUCGAAAAGCUCAAAUCUCAGCACGGCCUUUUACAAAACGAAAUAGGGACAUUACGGAGCGACAAGAUCAAGAUGAAGUCGGAUUUCGAGCGCGCCAAUCGGAGCCUGGCCGCUAAGAAUACAGAGUGCGAAAAUUUGAAGAAGAAUGAUAUAAAUCAAAAGAAGCAGCACGAGUUUGUGAAGACGGCGUUGACGAAGGCGCGUGAGGACGCGGAAAAGGAGCAGAAGCGAGCGACGGAAGCCGUCGAAAAAUCGGACGCGAUUCUAUCGGAGCUCGACUUUUUGAAGGGGAGAAACGAGGUGCUAGUGAAAAAAUGCGAGGAGCUCAUCGACAAGAAUCGCGCAAUGGUCGACACAAAAGACGAGGCGUUGCGACUCGUUGAGGCCGCGAAAAAGGAGGCAGAGAUCAGGGAGCACGAGAUGAAGAUGAAGCUCGACCAUAUUGACCGGCUUGAGAAGGACCUCUCCAUCGUGCACAACAAGGAAAUACUGUGGCAGCGCGACCGGGAGGAGAUGAGUCGGGCGCUUGAGACAAAGGACCGACUACUUGUAACCGAGCGGGGAAUUUUGGAAAAGGAGUACAAGCGCGAGAAGGGAGCCCGAGAACGGCUGGAGGUGCUGCUCAAAAAGGAGAACCCCGAGGAGGCGGAUACCUUUAUGGGGCUGGAGCUGCUCAACCGGACGCUGGACACCGUCAAAACCGAGAUCGAGGAGCAGUUCCGGAUUUUGCGCGAGACGGCGCUGCCGUAUCAGGAAGCCGGGCCAUCCAACGCGCGCUCCGAGUUCCGGCGCGCCCUCUCGGAGCCGUUAAUU